This is a messenger RNA of Manis javanica (Malayan pangolin), 4090 nucleotides long. RefSeq names its product poly(ADP-ribose) polymerase family member 16 (gene PARP16). The record is from RefSeq and is a predicted model, not a curated record. Gene Ontology annotation, molecular function: NAD+ poly-ADP-ribosyltransferase activity. Lineage: Eukaryota; Metazoa; Chordata; Mammalia; Pholidota; Manidae.
AACAAACAAUCCCUGAGGCCAAAGAGGUGGCCUUGUCUAAGAGCCCGAGUGAAGAAGAGGUGGAACGAAGGAUGGUUUCCAGGUCUCCUGCCCCACUGCUGUGCGCUCUGGCUUUCUGGACCUGAGCUUCAGAAGCCAUGUUAGAAUUCCUCCAUCCCCUGAGGCCCCCAGAACUUUGGGGGCACUAGGGGCCUUGUUUGAGGCCAUAAGCCUCUUAGACACGUUUUUGGUGCUUCUGGGUCAGUCUAGACUUUGAGCAACCAGGGGUUAAUGUGGACUUCUAGGAGCAGCCAGCACUCCUUGCCCGCACUGGGAAAGCCUGUGGUGUCUGGGCGGUCUUGCUCUGCUACCCAAAAUCACACAUGCAGUCCAACUGGCAUGGACCACCUCUCCUCUGAGCCCAGGGCCAGCUGGGCCUGGAUGUGGAAGGAGUGGAAGUUCCUUCCUCAGAGGAUGCUGGGGUGUGGGGGUAUGGGCAGGGCAUUGAGGGGCUUCUUGGUCUGGGAAUUAGCAAUGACCUGUGCUUAGAUUUCUAUGUGACCAGAAGGCCAAACUAGGGUUCUGUCUAAUGAGGCGGGAGUUGGGAGAGGGUCUAGUCACUUCCCUCGGACAGUUAGGUCAGUCUUCCCUCUGCCCUCAGACUACAUGUCGCCACGGGUUUCCUUUCAGACAGGGCCCCAGAGGAGGCUCUUGGCUCCCCUUGUCUGACAGGCCAGAGACUUAAGUAACGUAGUGAAUUCUGGAGGUUGAAAGGCAGAGGCAAGGGUUGUUGGUUUUCAGGUGUGAAUCCCAGAUUCACCGUCUGGCUGUGGGGCCGUGGACAAGCAGUGCAGCACUCUAAGACUCAGUUUCCUUAGGUGUUAAACUGUUCCUUUGGCGCAGCCAGUUUUGGAGAAAAACGAUUCAAGAGAGAGGCAGUGCGUAGUAGCAAUUCCCCAGGUUAAGACGAGCAGGCGCAGCCCUCGGAGCUGGGACACAGGUAAGUCCAAGGGCGGGUCAAAAGGGCGCCUGGAUCAGUUUCUAUUACCGGCUUCUCUGAGAACGGAGCGCAGCACCCACCACGGGGAACUCCCCGGAGCCGCUCCGCGCACACCUGGAGACCUUUCGGGAUCGGCGUGGGCCGCACACGGCGCACCCUGCCCCGGGGAGGGGCGGGCACUCGGCUGGGCUGGGAGGAGCCCCGAGCAGCGUGGGGAGCGCGGCGGCCCGGAGGGGAGGUAGGCCCGGGCGCGCGGCGGGGCCCGGGAGUUCUUCCGGCGGGCAGGGCCCCGCGGGCUGCUGAGCACAGCUGGCGGGACGCAGGCGGCGCCGAGGGCAGCCGGGCGAGCGCCGGGGCUUUUGCGAUGCCGAGCCGGAGGCGGGGCAGGAAGGCAAGCGCCGCAGCCUCGCCGGGCGCUGGGAGGGGGCACUGCCGGCGAUAGCCCAGGGGUGGCCUCCGGCCCAGGCCCCACGUUCCCCCCGUUGUCGUCUCAUCCUGUGUCAUAGCCCUUCCCCCAGACCUGCGACCACUCCUCCCGGCCCCAUUAUCCCCAGGCCCAGACCCCGCUCUCAUCUGCAGUCCCUGCCGGGCCCCUCUCCUCGAGUCACUCGUCUCUCCGAGCAGCAAGAGCCCCGGACUGGGCCCCCGCAGAAGACACUCGUCAGAACAUUCUCAGCGCUGUCGUCCCAUCCCUCUCCUAGCUCCACCCCAGGCCUGGUAAUCCCGGUCCCCUCUGGCUUACUGUCCCCGGGCCCAGCCCUUUGCUGACCGCAGGCUUAGCCCUAGUCCCUGACCCGCGCUCCUCGCCCGGCGACGCCCCACGACCCGGGAUGCAGCCGGCGGCAGGCAGCGCGGCUGUCAGGGAGGCCGCGGGCCGCGACGUGCUGGCCGCCGACCUCCGGUGCAGCCUCUUCGCCUCGGCCCUGCAGAGCUACAAGCGUGACUCUGUGCUUCGGCCCUUCCCUGCGUCCUAUGCCAGCCACAGCUGCAAGGACUUUGAGGCCCUGCUUGCAGAUGCCAGCAAGUUACCUAACCUGAAAGAACUUCUGCAGUCUUCUGAAGACAAAGACAAACAGGCCUGGGACCUGGUGAGCUGGAUUUUAUCCUCAAAGGUCCUAACCAUCCACAGCGCAGGGAAGUCAGAGUUUGAAAAGAUCCAAAAGCUGACUGGUGCCCCUCCCGUGGCUGUCCCCGUGCCGGACUUCCUGUUUGAAAUCGAGUACUCCAGCCCGGCGAAUGCCAAAUUUUAUGAGACCAAAGGAGAGCGAGACCUAAUCUACGCCUUCCAUGGGAGCCGCCUAGAAAACUUCCAUUCCAUCAUCCACAAUGGCCUGCACUGCCACCUGAACAAGACAUCCUUGUUUGGGGAAGGGACCUACCUCACCAGCGACUUGAGCCUGGCCCUCAUUUAUAGCCCCCAUGGUCACGGGUGGCAGCACAGCCUUCUUGGCCCCGUCCUCAGCUGCGUGGCCGUGUGCGAGGUCAUUGACCAUCCAGACGUCAAGUGCCAAACAAAGAAGAAGGAUUCCAAGGAGAUAGAUCGUAGGAGAGCGAGAAUCAAACACAGUGAAGGGGGAGACAUCCCUCCAAAGUAUUUUGUGGUCACCAAUAACCAGCUCCUGCGUGUGAAGUACCUGCUGGUGUACUCACAGAAGCAGCCCAAGGGCAGGGCUUCAAGCCAGCUCUCCUGGUUUUCCAGCCAUUGGUUUGUGGUCAUGAUUUCCCUGUAUCUGCUGCUGCUGCUCGGAGUGAGUGUCAUCAGCUCCUCAGCUUUCCAACACUUUUGGAAUCGUGUGAAGAGAUAACCUCUCCGGGCCUGGUGUAGGGGCUGCCUCAACAUGUGCCUUCUGAUAACUUGUUCUGUACCUUCUGUGCCCCAUGUCCAGCCAGACUGAGCCUGGGGGCCAACUGGGGACUGCGGGACAGACGCCAUAAAUGUAUCGGUUGCCUUUGAUGAUGUUCCCAGCCACGCUCUGGUCAGUGGGGACCACUGGUCCAUCAGUCUCUGGUUUCAGGGGAGCCCUUCUGUCUGCUCCUUCCUGAACAGUCCUAGGGAGUCGGUUCUUCUGCCAGGGCCAAGGGAAAAAGCCCUGCUGCAUUGAAAAACAAAGUGUCUAAGCUGUCAGUGAUGUUUACAAUUGCUCCUGGCAGAUGUCGGCCCUUUCUCUAAUGCCUUUUGGAAGGCGGAAAAUGUGUAGUGGGGACUAUAAAUCACUAGGCGGUUGCCUUGUUUUGACUUGAGACACCCAAGAGGAACGGUCAUGUUUCUCAUAAAAAUUGAUGGGCUCGUUUUUGAAUUCCAUCAGCCCUUGUGUGUGAGUGCAAAACAUUUUCACAGUUUUCUCAAAUCAACAAACAGCCUUUUGCUACAGCUGUAAACCACCCUACGCCCGCUCAACUGUGGAUGAGAAAGGAAGGAGCCAGAGACCUGAUAAAUAAAUAAUGAACUUAAUGAGCAACUCAAGGCAUCUUUUUCUAAAAAUUCCCAACUGCUGAUUACAGCUGAAAUGGAACCAAAUGUUUGUUUUCUGAUUGAAAAAAAAGAAAAUAGCUAUUUGACAAACUCGUCUUUGUGAGCUAAGUAAAAGGGGAAAUUUCUAAACCUAGAGCACUGUUUAGCCACUGUCUACAGCCUCUUUCCUGGCCGUGUUUUAGAGAAAGGCUUUGAGCUCAGGCCUGCCUCCUGUUCUCGUUCUCACGAAGCUGCCUUGAUUGUGGCCUGUCAGCCACAAGUGCCACGCCACAGGCCUCUGUGGGCUCCAGUGUUCGAGACGGAGGCCUGCUUCAGUAUGCCACAGAUGCACUUGGACUGAGCCUCUCAAGAGGGUCACAGGUCUUUGGGAUUCAGCCUUGGCUUUACCUGUGCAGGAAAAGCCUCUGGCCCCCCAGAGACCUGGGGUUCAAUGUGCUGUAUUCUGUGCCCCUCCUUCCUGCCCUGUUUCAACCAUAAUGGCGCCCUAUCUGAUGUGGGAGGUGGUUGGGGGCAGAUUUCUGUAAAGAAGGUAUAUAAUCAUUUUUCUAUAAUUUGUGAAGUUGUGAAAAAGUCACUAAAGUGCUUUUUACAUUGAAUAUUGGAACAUUUCAAAUAUAAUAAAGGUAUUUUCCUAAUUA